CAGCGGAGAAAGGAGGGCAAUCCGGUCCCGCCACCAGCAGCCGCCGCCUCCUCUGCCGCCGCCUCAUCCUUCCUUCCUCUCUUCCCCGGCGCCAAUGGCCGCGUCGUGAGCGCAGCAGCUGGAGAAAGGAGCUGCCUUUUUUUUUUUUGCCUAGCCGGGAGGAAGGAAGGUUGCGAGCUUGGGAUCCGCUAUUCGCGCGCAUCUUUGGCGCGUAAAAUUUUUGUAAUCCGCACUUCGGAUGGCCGGUUCAAUCGCCGCCUCGGCGUUCUUGCCGGGGUCGCCGGCGCCGGCGACUGCCGCGCCCAAGAACGGCCUCGCCGAGCGCCCGGACAGCCUGGACGUCCGCGGCGUCGCGGCGAGGCCGGGCUCCUCGUCGUCGGCUGCCGUGAGGGCCGGCAAGACGCGCGCCCACGCCGCCAUACCGAAGGUGAACGGCGGCGGCAAGUCGGCGUUGGUGGACGCGGAGCAUGAGACGAUGCCCUCCUCCUCCUCCCCGGCGCCGAGGACGUUCUACAACCAGCUUCCUGACUGGAGCAUGCUCCUUGCAGCUAUCACUACCAUCUUCUUGGCCGCCGAGAAGCAGUGGACGCUGCUCGACUGGAAGCCCAAGCGGCCUGACAUGCUCACCGACACGUUUGGUUUCGGCAGGAUCAUACAUGACGGCCUCAUGUUCAGGCAGAACUUCUCCAUUAGGUCCUAUGAGAUUGGGGCUGAUAGGACGGCGUCUAUAGAAACACUGAUGAACCAUUUGCAGGAAACUGCGCUGAAUCAUGUCAAGAGCGCUGGGCUACUGGGGGAUGGUUUUGGCUCAACACCAGAAAUGAGUAAACGAAACUUGUUCUGGGUUGUCAGCCAAAUGCAGGCUAUCGUUGAGCGGUAUCCGUGCUGGGGUGAUACUGUCGAAGUAGAUACAUGGGUUGGUGCUCAUGGUAAAAAUGGGAUGCGCAGAGACUGGCAUAUACGCGAUUCCAUAACAGGACAUACAAUAUUGAAGGCUACAAGUAAAUGGGUUAUGAUGCACAAGCUUACAAGGAGGCUUGCGAGAAUUCCUGAUGAAGUACGCACUGAAAUAGAGCCAUACUUUUUCGAGCAUGCUUCUAUUGUAGAUGAAGACAACCGAAAACUUCCAAAACUGCCAGAUAUUGAAGGUGCUACUGUUGCCAAAUAUGUCCGGACAGGCCUGACUCCACGAUGGGCCGACCUUGAUAUCAAUCAGCAUGUUAAUAAUGUUAAAUACAUAGGGUGGAUCCUAGAGAGCGCACCAAUCUCCAUUCUGGAGAAACAUGAGCUGGCGAGUAUUGUUCUGGAUUACAAGAGGGAGUGUGGCCGGGACAGUGUGCUGCAGUCACACACUACCGUGUACACUGAUUGCAACAAUGAGUCAGGACAAACCACUUUGCACUGUGAGCAUUUGCUGAGCCUGGAAUCAGGGCCUACCAUUGUGAAGGCCAGGACCAUGUGGAGGCCAAAAGGAACCAAGCCCCAAGAAAGAAUCGUUCCAUCUUCGUGGUGAAGUGCAUAUGAUAUUUCAGGUGUUGAUUACUUUAUUUUGGUAGCAGCAGCAACUUGGUUAAACUGAGGACAACGAUUUGUGUUCUCCAUGGAAGGGCAAAACCUGGAUGAAAUGAUCAUAUUGUCGCAUAACGAUGCAGACAUAAGUUAUUUACGAACAAAAUGUAUGAAUUUGGAGAAGUUCAAAGGGGCAAGGUGGAGACAAGAAGCUGAAAAGACAAAGCCGGCGUAUUGUGCAUGAUUUGCUGUUUCAGUUUUUUCUUUCUAUUUUUCCUUUCCUUAGCAAAAGAUAUUCAAUUACACAGAUGGGUGUUGUAAGUAUAUUGAAAUUGUAGCUACUAGCUACCGCUGUACAAUGAGAAGUGAACGCUUCUCUUGCAUGUUCUAUCUGGGCUGAUGUCUAUAUUAUGAGCCCUCGAAAGCAGAUUUCCUGGUUGGGACUGUUUUAAAUUUUAAUUUCACAUAUUGUAUUUAUUGAUAUUUAUUUUGAAA
Messenger RNA from Oryza brachyantha (malo sina), 2004 nucleotides. Its product is annotated as palmitoyl-acyl carrier protein thioesterase, chloroplastic-like. The record is from RefSeq and is a predicted model, not a curated record. Gene Ontology annotation, biological process: fatty acid biosynthetic process. Gene Ontology annotation, molecular function: acyl carrier activity; fatty acyl-[ACP] hydrolase activity. NCBI's taxonomy places the organism in Eukaryota, Viridiplantae, Streptophyta, Magnoliopsida, Poales, Poaceae. The transcript has 7 exons. The coding region runs from base 239 to 1513 and encodes 424 amino acids.